UGAAAUUUCAAAACCAAAAUUUUUGAUUUUAUCUACCAAAAUUUAAAUUAUAAGUUACAGUCGAUCAAAAUUAAAUUUUUGCCAUGUCAUGGUUUGUGGGUUCGGGGGGUUCCUGCGUUCUUGUGUUAGAAAAUAGUGCGAGGAUUUUUUUUGCGGGUGUCGCUUGUUUUUGGUUCAGAUGCUUUGGGUUUGGAAGUUUGGAGGGAAGUUGUGGAUUUUUUUUUUGGCUCUUUAAUAUUGAUGCAGUCCAUUCCCAUAAUUUACUUUCACUUUCUAACACAUUUUAUACUUACUACACAUGUGGAUCCACUUCUGUCUACUGUCGGGAGCGUGCAUUGCCUAGAAGUGAAGCUCGGUACAAUUGCACUGAUGAAAUGCCGCCCGUUAGUAUGAACGGUCGCCAGGGUGGCGGAAAACCACUUGCACUACAUGAUGGAAAUGAAUGCGGUGAAGAACAUCCACUUCCAAUCUUUUCGACACAAAGGCCUCCUCGAUGGCUGGUCUAA
Molecule: messenger RNA, 506 nt
Organism: Amoebophrya sp. A25
Lineage: Eukaryota; Dinophyceae; Syndiniales; Amoebophryaceae
Source: the annotation of a GenBank genome assembly